Messenger RNA from Triplophysa rosa, 7780 nucleotides. Its product is annotated as E3 SUMO-protein ligase ZBED1-like. Lineage: Eukaryota; Metazoa; Chordata; Actinopteri; Cypriniformes; Nemacheilidae. The record is from RefSeq and is a predicted model, not a curated record. Bases 6319 to 7182 code for a protein of 287 amino acids. The transcript has 2 exons.
ACUAAGAACAUUUUUUAAAACUUUAUUUUUAUAGUUAUCAGUCAUAGUGUGAACGGCCCUUAACUCGUGUAGUUUACUAAUGUUGAAUGGAACAAAUGGUUUUUGCUGCAGGUAACUGUGUCUUCGUAUUUAGAAGGUGAAUAAACCGUAUAAGCCAUUUCCUUUUUUUGUCUCUUCAGGUGGUACAGGGUUGGAUGAGGUCUUAUCAACAACGACGACCGUUGCUCUCAAAGAACCAAAAUGCAUGACAAUGCAGGUUUGCUGUAUUAUUUUGCUGUAACAAAUUUGUCUCUUUUCUUGUUUUUGUAGUUCUGUCACAUAAUGAUUUAUGGCAUUGAACAAUAAACUGUUUUACUUAUGACAGUUUGAAGGGAUGAGAAAAGGUUUUCAGCAUCUCUGAAAUCACAGGAUGCUGAUGUCGGGCUCAUACUGUUCAUCUCAGCUCUCUCCUUGCAUACGUGGUUCAAUAUGGUAUGACAUCUUUUCAGUUGAAGAACAUCAACUUUAAAGAACAAUCCGUUGACCAAGACUUAUGAAGGACUUUUCCACUAAUACAAUUCUAUUUACAAUUCUGUAUUUAUGCUAGUUUUAUGUAUUCUGCUGAUGUUCUGUGCAAGACCACGCUGUCUCAUCAUAGCUGGACGAUCCACUAUACAGCCACAACACUUUGGAAACUACACUCUGUUGGACCAGUUCACAUGUUUCUGUUGUGGAAUUGGUGCACGUUGGCCAUUCCAUUCUCUUAACACUGGACACACUUAUGCUCUGGGAAUUUGAGGACACCAGGAAACUGUCUGCAUUUAUGUUAUGCUUUUAACCAAAAUUGGAUGGUUGCAAAAUAGAACAUUAUUUAUUUCCUAAUAGGAUGUGUAACUGUAAAAAAGUGACGUAACCCAGAUUGCACCUACAAAUAGUUUUUUAUGUAGUGUUCUGUAAGAGGUUGGUUCUUUAUGUUUUAGUUCUUGAGACUGAGGGGAUUGAGAAUCAUUGAGAUAUUGCAUACUGUACCUAGUGCCAAGUGACAGUAUAGAAAGCAAGUUGAAACCAUUUAUAAAACGUGCAUGUGCACAGAUUUGAUCUUGGAGUGUGUAUGCGCUAAAAUCCAGUGCCAGGUUGCACGAAAACCUUUAAGAGAACCCUUAACAAGAAAAAAGAGAAAGGGGUUCACUUACAUAAUAAUUAAGGCUCAGUAAGUUUUCACCCUUAACUACUUAAGUGUUCCCAUAAGUGUUGUACGUUGCAAGUCCUUAAGUUAUUUUUCUACUUUCAAAAAUGAAGGGACCGAAACAGCUUCCUUAAAUCUUAAAUGCGAUGAAUGGUAUCAUGUUCAUUAAAGUGGAGGAAAGUAAUGACGCUCACUUUCAGAGAUAAAAUGAGACUAAUAACACAAUAAAAUUUAGAGGGUGUUUUUUCUUUUUGCGUAUGUAUCUAAAAUAACUUUUAACAAACGGUUAAGACCUUUGUUGCAACGCUCUUAAAGAAAUAAAUCCCUUACCUUUGGGAUGUUUUUCGCCUCAGGAAAACCCUCACUUAAGGGCUUUCAUGCAGCCGGGCACUGACCCCAAACACCCCACAAUCAGAUUUAUAGCAAAUUUAAAACAGUCUUUGACAUGGAGGUUUUAAGCAGGCGUACUGUACACACUUGUGGUGGAGUAUUGCAAGUAGGCCUGUUGGGAAAGUUAAGCUACAAUCACAGCAACAACAUUCAAAUUAGCAGCAACAAUUGCUUCUGUAAGGUCAUUGCUGAUGUCUUUCCGCCUGGGCACUCAAUACUUCAAGCUUCUGUUUUUAUAAAGGAACUCACAAUCACUGAUGAUCAAUGAAUCAAGGGCAUUUGAUUACCAGUACGGGUGUACUUACUUAGUUUUUCAUACAUGGCUUCUCCAUUUUUACAAAUUUUUGUUAAAUUAUUGCAGCUGGGGUAGGUCUGCUGAUGCUCUUAAUUAUGCACUUUUUUGAAUGUUCCUAUCAGUAUCUUUACAAAAUGGGUGACACGUAACACAAAUAGUACUUCAUAAGUUGUGAUCUGUAUAUUCAGAUUGAUUGCUAGGCCCAGACGCUUGUGUAUUUAUUCAUUUUGACAGCAUUGCAUUUAACUGGCAGAUUAAAGAGACUGUUAUGUCACACACAGGCGACUACAACAGAAAUGCAAUGAAGCUUCACACUGUGAAAUGUUCAAGGCAUUCUGAAAUUUCAAGGCUCAAACACAUCAUGGAUUAAUUUAUUGGAUGGAUGAGACAAUCUUUUUAAUGAUCUGUUCUAGCCUACUUUAUACAACUCGAGUUUACUAGAAUGUAAAAUACAGUUUAGGAAUAUAAAACAAAUAGGAAACAGGACUCAGGAUCAGCAACUCUGUAGCUUUAUCGUGAAAUUGGGCUACUUUUAAACUGAUUCCGCGGGUUCAAGGUUUGAAAUAUAUACAUUAUUGUUGACCUAAAUGCAUUUAUUGAUCCAAUUUACUCAACCAGAUGUAUAUUCUAACAACAAUAAAACUGUGGCGCUAUAUGAUUUGACUGAGUGAGUACAUUUAUGUCAGGGAGGGGCACUGCAUGGUUUUUGUUUCCAUGGUAAUAGAUUGGCAGGUGUUACGACCCUAGGCGUGAUCUAGGGGUGUUGGGAUGCAACAUUUAAAAGAACAAAUUACUGCGUGUGUGUGAGAGAGAUUGUCACCAACAACGGAUACAAAGUUAAAGAAUACAAAAUAGUGACAAGGUGUUGUAAAAAAGGUGAAAGAAAUAAUAAUAGGGAAAAUAAUUAUAAAAAUAGUGUGACUAUUUACAAUAUUUACAGGACACAAAACAAAACACCAGGGGAAAAGGGAUGCGAGUGGUGCAAAGGAAAGAACAGAACAGAACAAGAGAACCCAUUUUAAAAGCCCUUAAAACUAGCUAAUAGGUUGUUGGCACAUGACGUCACGUCACCUUGCGAAGUGCAGCUGGAGGGCAGGAAGUGAUUUUCUACAUAAGAAUUCACUAUCACUAACUCAAAAUACCUGUUUUGCGUAGUUUAUGGUUGUUCAAAUAGACCAAACCAUGAAACCACGAGGCAUAUUUAUUGUGUAGCAAAAGUUGUUGUUCAUGAAGGGGGAAAAUGCGAGUAUUGAUGGAAAAAUGCUGGAAGACGUGGCAUGUGACCCUGAAUCUGCAGUCAGGAGGAGCCAAGUCGGGUAAUGGGGAGUGUCGGUACACGAUCCGGGAUGCCUGCACGAUCCGUUCACGCAUGCGCAUAAUGACGUAGUAGAAAACGCACAAAUGAUAAUUCUGUUUUGCACCGAUUUACGACACUGCACGAUCUGUUCCACACUUGCGCACCUUUGUACCGUGACUUUCACUACUGUUCACCUCUGGUCUCAUGUCACUCUGUGUGCAAACUAUGCGUUCUUUCAAGUCAUUUCCAUUGUCAUUUUGAAAUACUUUGUAACGUUUCCCCAGACUUGUUUGUAGUUCUUUCUUCAUGUAAGUGCAGAUAGUCUAGGCAGAAAUGCAUGUUACUUAUUGUCUUCUGUAAACACCAUUGAAGAGAUUAUUUUCCUCAUUUAGAUUAUAUAGAUAGAUAUAUUAGCCUAUAUAGACCCAUACUAAUACAAAAUUACUCAAUUUAAAGUUAACUAAUAUUAGCAUCUUUUAAUAAAAAAACGACACAAACCGUCUUUGACAAUACUCCAGACCUCAGAUCGAAACACUGCCAUACAGCAAUGAAUCGCAAAGGGGAGUAUGGAGGAAACUGAAGGUUUGCAGUGACUGUGGGAUUAUUAAUCAGCUUUAGCUCAGUUUUAUAUUUUAUGAGUGUUUUUAUUAAUCAUCCAAACCGUGUGCUUUUGUCAUGUGCUUGCUAUUUUACUCAGUGAAAAGUUACUGUGGCGGGCGGAGUGAGACAGGAUAAGUGGGGGUUGGAACCAUAAAUUUAACUAAGUCAACACACACACACACACACACACAAAGAGUCACACAGAAAAUAAAUGUUAUGAAUCAAUCCACUGCAUUUGUUUUAAGUAUAAUCAUGAGUUGUGAUGUGUUUUAAUGAAUCAUAGGAUUAAGAAACAACGCUACAUAAUUAAAAGCAUUAGAUGAUUGAGUGUUUUCUUUUUACUAAAAGAAUGUUAAGAAUGUUGGUAUGUUGUCCGGCCACAAGAAACUGUCUCUAUGGAACACUCCCCAAAAAGAAACUGUCUCUAGGGAACACUCCCCAAAAAGAAACUGUCUCUAGGGAACAUUCCUCAAAACUAGCGACUGACCACAGGAUAUAGGGCAUGUGUUGUGGGAGAUGUUGUUUUGCAGGAACUGACAAAGAAGGGCGAAGUCAGAUGGACUGGUUCACGGUGAUUGGUUGCUAGGGAGCAAUGCUCCACAGAGAGAAAGGAGGAGUCAGAAGAUGAGAACGACGUCAAAUACUGAAUAAAUAUGUGUGUUUUUUGAAUAAUCUGGGUUGUUGGCUUUUGAGAGAGUGUGGAGAGUGACUGACAACCCAAAGCUUUGUUACCUUUUUACAUCUGAUAAUAAACUUCUGUUAAAUUUUGGAGAACGUCUCCGUGCAAAUUUUUGAGCAUGCAGGACUGCCUUUUAAGUCCAACAUGACAUAAAAACUGAGACUUUAUUCCACAUGUAACCAAAAUCGUGUAUGUUCAUGUAACAAGUCCUUUAUUAUUUUGGAUUGGCAACCACGUAAACACAUCGUAAUGCAUUGCGUAAGCUACAUUUAAAAACAUCAAAAUAGACCUGCCGUGAACUGUUAAGUGAAAAACAUAAUGUAGCCUACAAAAAUAUGCCGCCAGUUAUGCCGCCUGGCCGUCAAGUGUUUCAGCGCAUACGCAGAACGGAUCGUGCAGGCAUCCCGGAUUGUGUACUGACAGGAACUAUGAAGUCAAUUCAAUGCCACAUACUGUAUAUUUGCAAAAGAAAAUGAAAAAUUGGGCAAAACAAAUAAAAUUGCAAACAAAAAUAAUGAUUCGCAAAAGAAAAAUUAGGUGGCACUGGUUUGACGUGGGGGCGGAGUCAAUGGAUUGCGGCGUGUAUAACGGGUCUGGGCAUGCAUUCCUCGUUACGUCAUCAGUGUGAGUCGCAGACUACGUGCAACAGAUCCAUCGUCAUGGCAGAGCAGAGGAGGCAGAUCUUAAGUAUGUUUAGGUGAUUGUUUUUACAAAUUAAACCUGUGUUUUGUUUCUGUUUGUUAACUAAAAUGUAUAUUAACACGUUUGCUCAAGUUAAAGAACUUGGAGAUCAAUAAAUGCGGUGUUUUUGCAGUACAAAUGCUGCUAACGUUACAUGUAUUCUACAGGCCAACAGACAACAUAAAUGGUAAUCAAUCUGCCAAAAACAAAGUGGUUAUAUACACUUUCACUGUAUAAAGUGUUAUAUAUUAGGGGUGGAACGGUUCAUUCACGGUUCAGGCGUCACGGUCUGGUUCAUAUACUCUGACGACGAAUACAGUCAGUCACAGGCGCCCAGAAGGGGGCGCGCAUGAUAAUGCAACGCUAACUGUCACAACAGGGAAAAGCAGAAGAAGAGAUCUGCUAUACAUCGAAAAUAAGAAUGGCAAGUUCAGACAGCACGCAAGAGCUCGAAGACCUGCCUGCUUGUUUUAAAUCCGUAGUGUGGGAAAGCUUCAGGUUUCCUGUGAAGUACGGCAGUAAAGGAGAGCGAGUCGUCGAUAGGACAACGGCGGUGUGUCAGCGUUGUAUGGCGGCUGUACGGUAAGUGAGUGGAAAUACGACCAAUAUGCUAACACAUAUCAGACAUCAUCCAGAUGUGCCAGUCACCGGAGAUAGGCAGAAAAAGAUUACAGUAGUGCAACAACUAAUCCCUGCAGCUUUUAAGCAGCCUUUAGAUGUGAGAUCAGACAGGACCAAAGCUAUUACGGAGGCUAUUGGCAUAUACAUUUCAUCAGCAAUGUGCCCAUAUUCAGUAGUAGAGGAUCCCGGCUUCAAGUAUUUAUUAAAUGUGCUCGAGCCACGUUACACUGUCCCAUCUCAUGCGCACAUAAGGCAGUCCGUGGUCCCUUCUCUAUACACACGCACAAGAGCAUUGAUUGAACACGACUUGUCCACUGCACCCGCUGUUGCAUUAACAACAGAUGGAUGGACCUCCCAUGCUAUGGAAAGCUAUCUCACAGUGACAGCGCACUUCAUCAACUCUGAGUGGGAAAUGAAAAGCCCAGUGUUACAAACGAGGCCGUGUAUGAACAGCACACAAGCACACACCUAGCUGAGAAACUCCAAGAGGCAGUAGCAGAGUGGAAACUUAAGCCUGUUGCAGUGACCAUUGACAAUGCAAGAAACAUUGUUAAUGCUGUCAGUGAUGCAGGAUUGGGUCCAGAUAUUGGAUGUUUUGCCCAUACAUUGAACCUGGCAUCACAGAAAGGAAUGGCAGUCAGCCAGGUAUCUCGACUGCUGGGAAAAAUAAGAAAAACUGUUGGCUUUUUCCACCGCAGUGGCUGCCCAUAUAUUGGAGGCAGAAGCAGAAGAUGCUUAACUUGCCAAAACAUUGUUUAAUACAUGACGUGCCCACACGCUGGAACUCCAGCUAUGAGAUGGUUGAGCGGUAUCUUGAACAGAUAUCUGCUGUUUACUCCACUCUAACAGAAAGAGCCCAUAAAAAUAAAGAUAUUGCCAAUCUGACUGACCAUGAGCUGAGCAUCGCAGAGAGUGUGAUUGAGAUUAUGAAGCCUCUGAAGAUGGUCACAACAAUACUGAGCCCUGAGACAACCCCUUCAGUUUCCAUGAUCUUACGAUUAAAUUUUUUUAUCUUGGAAUCCAUGAAACAAAAUGAUGGAGAUACUCCCACUGCCAGGGAAAUCAAGCAAGCCAUCAGUGAAAAUCUGCAAACAAGGUAUUCUUCAUGCCCUGGUCUUGAGGACUUCCUUCACAAGUGCACUGCACUUGAUCCGCAUUUCAAGACACUUCCUCACCUUGAUCCAGCCUAUCAGCAGAGAAUCUAUGAAGAUAUCCUCAUCACAGAAGUUCUGAGCAGAGCACAACAGGGUGAGACCAGAGAGACUACAGAGGCCAGUCCAUCAACUUCAUCAGAGCCCAGUCCAUCAACUUCUUCAGAGCCCAGUCCAUCAGCAGUGACAGCAGACUCAGAGGUAGCACCUUCCCCUCCACCAAAGAGGUCAGCCAUGGCAGAAUUUUUGGCCCACUCUUCGAAACUGUUAAAAAGCACCAGCCUGAUUUGCAGCAGCAGUUAAAGGAUGAAGUGUACGCCUACAUGGCAAAGGAGUGCAUUUCAAUUGAUUCCAACCCGCUUGCCUGGUGGAAGGCUCAAGAGUCUCUAUAUCCAAAUCUAGCCAAACUGACAAAGUGUUACCUGGCAAUACCUGCAACCUCAGUCCCAAGCGAGAAGGUUUUCUCAACGACAGGUGACAUUGUUACCGCCCACGAUCUUCACUCACUACUGAAAAUGUGGACAAACUGAUAUUUUUGAAGAAAAACUUGAAAAUAUAAUAGAUCUGAAGCCUUUUAUUUUUAUACUUUAAUUAUUUUGAAGCAUUUUUUGCACUUUGAAGCAAAGUUUAUUGGAUUUUAAACUUAAUGCACAUUUCAUUUAAUGUUUUUCUGUCGUUUUAGGAGAGGGUUGGCUUAACCUUUGAAAGUUUAAUAUAUAGUCUCCUAAUUAAAAAGUUUUUCUUUUUAUUAUUAUAUUUAUUUUGUACUUUCAUAUCACAAGAAGCUUUUCAGUUCUGUAGCUGAUUGUGACCAAACACUACCGCCUGUUCAAAAUAAACAGAAAAAAGCAAGCACUGGGGAUUUGUUGCUUAUUCCUGUUGUACCGAACCUGUAUCGAAC